AUGAUGUUGCCUCUUCUAGGUGGAAGGAGGAAAGCCAUCGGUUUUGCAAGUAGAACUCUGAUUCAGCAUGGCAGAAGGAGUUUUCCAGUUGGACCGAUCCUCGCUAAUACAAAAGAUGACCACACUAUUGUCACUGUUGUGAACCGCCGAUGUCUGUCCAGCCAAGGUAGUAGUGGUGGGCAGGGACCCCAACCACGCAAAAGAUUCUAUAAGCAUGUUGGAGUCACCGAAGUGAGUCCACCCUGGGAACUCCGAUUGGGAGCAGCAGCAACCGCCAAACCAGGAGGAGGAACCGUGGAGAAUCCAAUUUCAGCAGGAGUGGAUGGAACCCAGAGUGCAUCGGGUGUGAUUGGGCAUCUUCCUGAGGAGAACAUGUCUCCCGAGAAGCAGGCAUCACUACUCAAAGAUCGACUGAUUCCUCGAAGUACCACGCAUCUGGACAAUAAUAAUAAUACUGUGAUGGAAGAACCCCCCAAACAAUGGUAUGGUGUGACUCUGGAUGGAAGAACACUCCGGACUCCAGUAGGUCAAAUUUUGUCCGUCCCAUCGAGACUCUUGGCAUGGGCCAUUGCGGCCGAGUGGGAUGCCCAAACCAACCAAAUCAGACCGGUACAAAUGCCACUCAUGACACUGGCGUGUACUGCCUUGGAUCAAACAGCAGCACAUCCAGAGCAUUACCAGAAAACAGCCUUGCAGUUCCUGCCGACGGAUACGACUUGCUUUUGGGCAGACCCCACGGAAGACAGGAUAUUGCACCGUCGGCAGGAAGCAGCCUGGCGAGAGAUACAUGAAUUCAUUGAGAACCAGUUCGGGGUACAACCUGUCAAAGCCAUGGGAGCGCAAGAAGGAGUGUUGUUGUCUCGUAGGAAUCGUGAAAAGGGAAUCAUUGGUCUGCCCCAUCCCGAAUCCUUGUACGAUGCCUGUACCGAAUGGACCCGUCAAUUGGAUGCUUGGCAUCUCACAGCGCUCAAUGCCGUAGCUUCGGAAACCAAGAGUUUUCUGGUGGCAUAUGCUGUCCUGCACCCAUUGUCUCCCUUCUCGACCAUUACCAGUGGCAGUAACGACAAUAUAUUCAAGGCGAUUACAGCUGCUCGAGUAGAAGAGGAGUUUCAGAUUGAAUCCUGGGGUUUGGUAGAGGGACAGCAUGAUUACGAUCGCCUCAAUUGCUCUGUGCAAGUGCGAUCUGCCAAGCUGCUGGCCAAGUCUGUACUGCAGCAGUGA
Molecule: messenger RNA, 1221 nt
Organism: Seminavis robusta
Lineage: Eukaryota; Bacillariophyta; Bacillariophyceae; Naviculales; Naviculaceae
Source: the annotation of a GenBank genome assembly